UUAUUUUCCCUCUCAUUUCUCUCUCUCUCUCUCUCUGAGUCUCACUUGCUUUCCUUUUGGCGGUUUUAGCUUUUUCGUUUGGAACAUUCGCUUGACAUCCGCUGACAACGCGAGGUAAGUGUGGCUACAAUUUAAAGAGAUGUAUGGAAACAGGCAACAAAGUUUUGUGUCGGAGAUGAUGCCAGAUUCUGGAGGAGACACUUCCAUGACUCCAAUUGAAAAGUCAAACACUUUGAUGUGCAAACUUGUUCAGGUUGAGGGAGAUGGAUCCUUCCUUCCUGCUUCAGAAGAUGAUGUAAUAGAAGUUGAGCAUUUAUUUGCAGAACCAAAGAACGAUAAGGUUCUAGCAGACAAUAUUUUAUGCUUCAACACAGAUGUCCCAAAUAAGUGCCUAGCAAAUGAAGAUUUUCCGUGCACUGUUGGCCAUGAUCAUAUGCGAAGUGAUAGUGGUACACUGGAUUCUAAUACUACUCGAGAAGUAAAGGAGGAAUCAAAAUUUGAAUUUCUCGACGGAGUAUUGAAUGGAGCUGAUGGAGAAGGGGAUCUUCAUAUAACAAAUGGUCUGUCUAUCAUGUGUGAUGAUUAUCUAUUGGAUGCUGAUUUUGCUGAAGUUUCUGAGUUGGAUUACGGUUCAUGGGGAGGAUCUUGUCUGGGAGACAUUGGGUUGCAAAGUCACUCCUCUGAAUUAAGAGGGAGGAAUAGCCAUACUUAUGAGUUAUCAGAAUUGUCAACACCAACUUUUUCAGUUCCUGAAUCUUCAUCUGAUCCAAAUGCUAUGUCACUCGAGAAGAUGAGCAUUUAUGAACUACAAAAGACAUUUAGUAGCACAUUUGGACGUGAGACAUCUGUUUCAGACAAGGAGUGGCUUAAGCAUCGUUUCUCACUGGGUUUACAGAACCUAGUUGAGUUCGAGAAUGUUUCGAGCUUACUGGAAUGUGGAGUACAAACGAAUGAGAAUGAAGGUGGCAUUUUCACUUCAUGUAACGAUUCUUCUGGACGAAUGCAUCAGCGCCCCAUGAUUGCUCAGGGAAGCAAGAUUAGACCAUUAGGCAGAGGUGUGGAAAGGGAAAACCUUGCUGCUGGGGUUGAGUUGGUGACGAAUUCUCCCCAGUCUGGCAAGGUUGGAGUUGAACUCUUGGAUUUAGGAGAUAGAGAAGGUUUGCUUCUAAGACGGAAGAGAUUGCGCAAGCCUACACGGAGGUAUAUUGAAGAGUCAUCGGCUUUGAAAGCAAGAUAUUAUACAGGAAAACUGGAAACUCCUACAACUAGUUCAAGGAAUAAGUUUUUGCAUGUUAAAUCUCACAAUCAGCUUCAUCGGAAGGGAUUUGGUUCAACGCCUUUGGUUUGUAGGCAGGACUAUCUUAAUGGAUCUGGUAUUCAGGUGCCAUUUGGUCUUCGUGUACGGAAAGGGCGUUUGAAGAGAAGUAAAUCCAUUUCGGGUUAUGAUUCUGAGAAUAACAAGGAAGACAAAGAUCCCAGUAGAAAUUCUGGUAUCGAACCUUCUGCUGAAUCGGAAGAUGAGAUGUCAGAUGAGUGUGUCACAACAAUUAAAACUGGGAAAGGGGAGAUGAGACGGAAACAUCACAGGUUGUGGACUCUUUCUGAAGUAAUGAAGUUGAUUGAUGGUGUUUCUCGAUAUGGAGUUGGAAGAUGGACUGAAAUAAAGCGGCUUUUGUUCUCGGCAUCUGCUUAUCGAACAUCUGUUGAUCUAAAGGACAAAUGGCGGAAUCUGUUGAGGGCUAGCUGUGCACAGUUGCAUAACAAGCGAGAGGUUGAACAAGGACGGAAAAAUGCAUCACAGCCCAUACCACAAUCUGUACUUCGACGUGUAAGCGAACUGGCCAUCAUCUAUCCAUACCCGAGGCAGCGCAAGUCCAAGCUCUUAUGUGCUACCCCCAUUACUGCUACUCCCGAGAGUGGCACCCCUGUUAGCCGCUGUGGAAGAAUUGUACACAGGAAGAGUUUUACUUGAAAUUAGUUGGGUAAAAGAGACCAUCUUUUAAGGGCUUCAAUGGAUACAGGAACAAUUUAACAUGGUGAUAGAAUAUUGGUUAUUG
Telopea speciosissima is the source of this 2057-nucleotide messenger RNA. RefSeq lists its product as uncharacterized. Bases 140 to 1972 code for a protein of 610 amino acids. The record is from RefSeq and is a predicted model, not a curated record. NCBI's taxonomy places the organism in Eukaryota, Viridiplantae, Streptophyta, Magnoliopsida, Proteales, Proteaceae. The transcript is spliced from 9 exons.